Closterium sp. Naga37s-1 is the source of this 789-nucleotide messenger RNA. The record is from the annotation of a GenBank genome assembly. NCBI's taxonomy places the organism in Eukaryota, Viridiplantae, Streptophyta, Zygnematophyceae, Desmidiales, Closteriaceae.
AUGCUCACACGAUUUGCUGCUCCUUUCCUCCCACCCGUUCAGUGGGCAGCAGAGGUGGAGCAUUUGGAGGAGGGAAAACCGGCAGGGUUGGACGCGUCGUUUGGCAUGCGGAGGCGGCCGGAUGGGGAUACUGAGAUUAGCGCGACGGACUGGGAGAGGCACUGGGCAGCAGCUGUGGAGCACUUAGAAGAGGGAAGACCAGCAGGAUCGGACGAGUCAUUUGGCAUGAGGAGGCGGCAGCAGCGGAGCGCAGAGACAAGAACUGCUGGUUCUGAAAGUGCCGAGUUUGGGAGCACUGAUUCUGGAGUGUCUGAGCGGGAGUUGAUGGGCAUGCGGAGGCGGCCGGAUGGGGAUAUAGAGAUCAGCAAGGAGGAGUGGGAGAGGCACGGAGAGUUCGUUGUGCCGAGCUGUGGAGCAUGUGGUGGUGUGCUGAAGCCCAAUGUUGUACUUUUUGGCGACAACCUUCCACCUGCCCGCAAUCAAGAAGCUGCCCGGAUGAUGUCAUCUGCCGACUCGCUAUUGGUCGUUGGCUCCUCGCUGAUGGUGCUCUCAGCUUUUAGGAUCGCAAGUCAAUGCAUGCAUGAAGGCACGGCGCUAGCACCGCUAGCUGUGGGGCCAAGCCGUGCUGAUAUGAUUCCGUGCUGCCCCUGCCACUACCCAUUCUGCCACCCGCUUCAUUCCCCCACCCGCUUCAUUCCCCCACCCGCUUCAUUCCCCCACCCUCCUCUCCCCUUACAGCCAAUGCGUGCAAGAAGGCAAGCCGCUAGCACUGCUAGCUGUGGGCCCUAA